Dryobates pubescens (Downy woodpecker) is the source of this 1386-nucleotide messenger RNA. It is a transcript of the gene ARL15, whose product is annotated as ADP ribosylation factor like GTPase 15. Lineage: Eukaryota; Metazoa; Chordata; Aves; Piciformes; Picidae. The record is from RefSeq and is a predicted model, not a curated record. Gene Ontology annotation, molecular function: GTP binding; GTPase activity. The transcript is spliced from 8 exons. The coding region runs from base 462 to 1082 and encodes 206 amino acids.
CCGCCCCUCCCCCGGCGCGCGCAGGGCUGCUGCGGCGCGGCGCGGUCAAGUGCGGGCGGCGGCGGUAGAGGGCGGCUCUGACAGUGCCGGUGGGGCAGUGCUGGCGCUCCCCGGACCCUCCGUUGGCCUUCGGGGUGGCGGCGGCCGAACCUCUCCCUGUCUUGCACCUUGCUGCAGUGGCGGAGCUCCCCGUGCCGCCAAGGCCGGUUGUGCGGCAGCAGGAAGCACCGCUCCCCGUGACGGCAGGACUCCCCGUGGCCGAGCGCCGCUGUCAGCCGGGUGGGCACCCGCGGCCUCGGAGACCUUUUCGGCAGCGCGACGCUCAGCGCUAGCCAGUCCAUGGAUUACCUGAAAGCAACAAUAAAAUAAAUUCGUAGUCCAUCCUCAGCCUCUCUGGGUGACUGCAGAAGACAUAGAAUUGUGGCAUCACAACAGAUUGGAAGUUGAGCGAGUUGAGGACUAUGUCUGAAUGUAUCCAGUUCUCAUUUGCUGUUUGUAGAAUUGGCAUUUACACGUGUUUUAGAGCACUUUGCUGCAAGGGACCACCUCCACCACGACCUGAAUAUGACUUGGUUUGCAUAGGUCUCACUGGUUCUGGCAAGACAAGUCUUCUGUCACAGCUUUGCAGUGAAAGCCCGGAUAACAUAGUGUCUACCACAGGUUUUAGUAUAAAAGCGGUGCCAUUCCAGAAUGCCAUCUUGAACGUAAAAGAACUUGGAGGGGCUGCCAAUAUCAGGAAAUACUGGAGUCGUUACUACCAAGGAUCCCAAGGGGUAAUAUUUGUAUUAGACAGUGCCUCCUCUGAAGAUGAUCUAGAAACGGCUAGGAAUGAACUGCAUUCUGCUCUGCAGCACCCACAGUUAUGUACUUUGCCGUUUUUAAUACUGGCCAAUCAUCAAGACAAGCCAGCAGCUCGCUCCAUACAAGAGAUAAAAAAAUAUUUUGAACUUGAGCCACUUGCUCGUGGAAAGCGCUGGAUUCUUAAACCCUGCUCCUUGGAUGACAUGGAGGCAGUAAAAGACAGCUUCUCCCUUCUAAUAAACUUGCUAGAAGAGAAAGACUUCGAACCUUCAAGAAUGUGAAAUAUAAGAGAGAAGAGCGGUUCUCCAGGCGUCGCUGUACCUGCACAUUCUGCUGACAGCUUGUGAUAUGUUGUUCAUACACAGUUAGUCCAGAGUGUCAUUUUGUUAAAAUAAAUAUUCUGUGAAUCAGGUACACAACUGUUUCCAGUAGAGUUGUCCACACUACUGAAAUAGGGAGUUCCUCUAUGUUUACCACUAUUUCUGCACACUGCAUGUUGUUUUCUUGUGUUACAAUCGUCCUUGAUAGGGAAUGUAACACACACAAAAAUAACGCAGUCUGUAAAGGAGGGAUUCUACCUGCUAC